Molecule: messenger RNA, 1236 nt
Organism: Neolamprologus brichardi
Lineage: Eukaryota; Metazoa; Chordata; Actinopteri; Cichliformes; Cichlidae
Source: RefSeq, a predicted model, not a curated record
AUGAAGUGGGCCUUUGCUGUGUUUGCCAUGGUGGCACUGUCUGAUUGCCUCGUUCAGUAUCCUAACCCUGAAUCCAUGACCAAUGAUGCUGGUUUGUCUUACUAUGGAGUCAUCUCAAUUGGAACUCCACCUCAGUCCUUUAAAGUCAUCUUUGACACUGGCUCAUCUAACCUGUGGGUUCCCUCCAUCUACUGCAACAGUGCAGCCUGCAACAACCACGCCAAGUUUGACCCUGGUAGGAGCAGCACAUACAGGCAGUAUGGCAGACCUCUCAGUAUCACGUAUGGCACUGGCAGCAUGACUGGCUUCUUGGGAUAUGACACUGUGACGGUUGCUGGUCUGACUGUGACAAAUCAGAUCUUUGGUUUGAGCCAAACUGAGGCCCCCUUCAUGCAGAACAUGCAGGCUGAUGGUAUUCUUGGUCUGGCCUACCCAAGUCUAUCUGCCUCUGGUGCGACACCUGUGUUUGAUAACAUGAAUGCAGGCUUGAUCGACCAGAACCUCUUCUCCGUGUAUCUGAGCAGUAACACCCAGCAAGGCAGUGCGGUGACCUUUGGUGGUGUUGAUACCAAUCACUACUCUGGUUCCAUCACCUGGAUUCCUCUCUCCAAUGAACUGUACUGGGAGAUCACAGUUGACAGUGUUUCUGGUAAUGGUCAGGCUGUAGCUUGUAAUGGUGGCUGUCAGGAUAUUGUGGACACUGGAACCUCUAUGAUUGUUGGACCUCAAAGCAACAUUGACAACAUCAAUGCCUGGCUGGGAGCAAGUAGCCAGAAUGGAGAGUACAUGGUCAGCUGCAACAACAUUGGCCAAAUGCCUGAUGUGACCUUCAACAUCAAUGGACAGCAGUUCACUCUCCCAGCCUCUGCCUACAUCAGUCAGUCCCAGAGCUAUGGCUGCCUCGCUGGCUUCAGUGGUCAAGGUAGCAACCUGUGGAUCCUGGGCGAUGUCUUCCUCAGACAGUACUAUUCCAUCUUCAACAGAGGCCAGACAUCUGCAGACCUGCUCUCAGUGUGUCGUUCGCGCUCACAACAUCUCUGCUUCAUGCACGCUCAAUUGUCUUGGAAGAAAGGACUCAUCACACCAAGCCACAAAGUCUUCUACAACCUGCCCAUGGCCUGUCUCGUCCACCACAAGAAGACUAACCAUCACUGUGUCAUCAGGAAACAUCAUGAUGUGUCUGCUAGUGAAAUUACUGCGACACUCAUUGGUAUAGAGAAUGAACAGAAGGGGUGA